GUAUACUGGCAGACCGAUAAGGAAAGAGAGGACUAUGAAAAAGUGCGACACUUCCAUUCUUCCACAUGGUUCUGUCACUGCUAAGGCGAGCUGCGCAGACAGCGAUAUUAUACCUCUCAUAGGAAAGUUACAGUGUUGUUUUCAGCAGCGAAGUGCUCUAGGUAUCACAGGGCGAGUUUUCAGUCGCACUGGUAGUUGAACGUUGAAGGAUUUGAAUGAGUUAUUUCGUUCUCUUUUUUUGAAGAUAUACUCGCACUAGAGACUAACUGCGCAGCGUCUCCAAAACGGACUGAAAUAUAGAGGAGACUUGCAAUAACUUUUACGCAAUCCGUCCAGUGUGGUUACAUAAACAUACGUUUAUUGAGUGACUGAAAGAAAGCCGAUGAUAUAACAGCAUUGGCAACUUUUACGCACUUUUUCACCAUAACAUAAUUCUGAACAGCACUUUUUUUGGUACGUUUUCUGUCUAACCGAGAGAUUGAGAAAGAAAGAGAAACGAUGGUACAGCACAUGAGCCACACAGAGAGCGCAGAUUCAUUCUCUCCUGGUGGGGACGGCACCGAUACCGGAGAUAUGGACUUAGACAUGGACGCGUCUCCGACUCCCGGGUCUCCGCUAUCCUCCACGGGAGGGGACCGAGGCAACGUCACCUGGUGUAAAACCCCCACGGGACACAUCAAGAGACCGAUGAAUGCAUUUAUGGUGUGGUCUCAGAUCGAGAGGAGAAAGAUCAUGGAGCAGAGCCCGGACAUGCACAACGCUGAGAUUUCCAAGCGGCUGGGCAAGCGCUGGAAACUGCUCAAAGACACAGAUAAGAUCCCGUUCAUCCAGGAAGCAGAGCGGCUGAGACUCAAGCACAUGGCCGACUAUCCUGACUACAAGUAUCGGCCACGGAAGAAGGUUAAGACGCCCAGCUCCAAGACAGAGCGGGGGGAGAGGGGAGAGAAGGGCGCGGAUAGGAGCAGGGUUUCUAAGUCCUCAUCGAAAAGAGGCUCUGGGUCUAGGGGGAACAGCAGAGUGCCCAAGCCGGGCCAGGGGAGCGUCAAGCUGCCUACCCAGGGGCAAGAGUGUGCGUCUCCCGCGGAUCACCACACGCUCUACAAAUCCAGGUCAGUGACUGGUGCCCGGCAGAUACCAGACAAGCCAGCCAGGCGCGGCUACAUGUUUAGUGGGGGAGGGAGCUUGGACAGCGGGCCACCCUCUGUGGGAGUCCCUGGGAGUCCCGCCCUGAGCAGCUCGUCUGAGUCCUGUGACCCGAUGAGCCUGUAUGAAGACCAGGCGACGGGGGCGAACGAAGCACUUUCCUCCAACCCUUCAACAUCCACACCAUCAUCGGCAGUCCGCCUCAGGUACACACGUGCGUCCUCUCCAACCCCGUCCGCCUCUCACUCCUCUUCCUCCUCCCUCUCUUCUUCCUCGGAUGAAGAGCUGGAGGAUGAGCGGUUCGAGCUACAGCCGAGCCCCGGGUUUGAGAGCAUGUCUCUGGGCAGCAUGGGGCCAUGUGAGUCGGAGCUCGACAGGGACCUGGACUGGAGCUUCGGCGAGUGUGGAGCGGGAUCUCACUUUGACUUCCCCGACUACUGCACCCCCGAGGUCAGCGAGAUGAUCUCGGGAGACUGGCUGGAGUCCACCAUCUCCAACCUCGUAUUCACUUACUGAGCGCCGGAAAGGAGAGAAAACACAGAGAACAAGAGGGAAAGAGAAGCCCCGCCCCGCGCAAAACUAAAACCCAGUGAGUGUGAAAGAAGAAUCUUCAGACAUUCUUACAGAUUAUUAGGGAGAGUGAAAUGUGAGCUAAACUAACCCUCGUUUUGGAAAGAAUAGCCUAAUAUUAAUGACAUGUGUUUAGGUUAAAUUGUGCAGAAUGUGUGUAUAAAAACAUAAUCGUCUGUUCCAUGUGGGUAUUGACAAAGACACGAACGGGGACGGACAAGGGCUCAUUGUUGCCUGGUGCGCCGAACAGAAGGAAAGUGCAUCGCUGGCAUUUGGAGAGAGAAGAGAGAAGGACUCUGAGCACGCCUCUUUUAGAAGUGACACACACAGACACACACACACACACACAGACUUACUGAACUGAAGUAUUCAACCGGCUGGCACGAGGAGGUUUGUAGGUUGACGGUGAACAUGACUAUGGGCAAAUGGGCUUUUGGAGAGCUUGAUGUUGCCAUGGAGAUGAAAGCAGUAUAAGUGACCCACUUCAGUUGUUGUUCUCUGUGUGGGCGGAGUUUACGAAGGUGAUAUUCAGGUGGGUUUUUUUCUGAAGCUUAACAUGCAUGCGCUCCCUCGUGGAGUAGUGUGCACUGUUACAUUGACUGAUGCAUCUGAAAAUAUGUUUAUUACAAUGUCAUUUUUCGCGCUGAUUGUGUGUGUGUGUGUGCGUGUGUGACUAAGUGUGUGUGUGUGUGUGCGCGCGAUCACAGAACACAGUUCACAAUCACCAGCUUUCCUCUCAACGGCAGGACUUUUAAUGAAUUAACAACUCAGAAUCUUUUCUCUGAAACCUUUUACACUCUGAAUGCACAUUUCAGGACCAAUUCCCUUACUGCGCAACGCCUAGCACAUCUGGCUGUAGUUAUUCUAUAUCAGAUGACCGGUUUUUAUAUCGAUGUAUUUACACCAGCUGAACAUGUUUUUUUUUGUUAUAAUUUGAAGUAUUGUUAUCGUAUAAUAGGUCUCGUUUGUGUGUAAACCAUGCACCUGGCUGUAUCCCUGUGCAGGAGGGCUAGAAGUGUAUCUUAUUUAAAAAUGUUGAUAUCUCUCACUUUUUAAAGGAGAACUCAGUAAGUGUGUCAUUUUUCUAUAUUUGUAUUUUUGUACGAUAUCUAUGGGAGGGAGAGCCAGUGGGUGGUUGCUUUGAUUCCUGAUGUUCAAAGCCAGAGGGUCCUUUGUCACAUUCUGCUCCUUUAUACAAUGUUUACACUUGACAGUAUCGCGCCACAUGCUUCUUAAAGGCACAGUGUCUGUAUUACACCAGCCAAGUAAACACAUUGACACCCGCUACGUCACUAGAGCGUCAGCUGCACCUAGUGACUGUGUUUCAACAGUGGAUUUGCAUAACUGGGACCCAGAUGUAUUUGUGCUAUCUUGUCAAGUCCUUGGCAAGGAGUGGCACGAUGGCACAAACAGACUGGCGCCCAGGCUACAGAAUAUCAGAAUUGUUCAAGAGAGAGAUAGAGAUGCUGUUGGAUUGAGAGGAAAACAUCGGUAUGCUUUUGUUGAUAGGUUUGAUUUGAAACCACUGGAUGGAAUGUGACACUCACACAUUCUAAAUGCCUAUUUGAGUCAGAGGGAGGUGGAGAAAGGUGUAUGAAGUGCUUCGGUCAUCUAUCAUUGCGCAAUUGCAUAAUAAGAGUAUUUAAUCGUUUUUCUACCCGUUGGCUUACUUGGCUAAGACUAGCUAGCUAAUUGUUUUUCCUAUAUUAUGGCAUGGCAAAUUAGCAAUUGUAUUUCAGAUUCAGGUAUAUGUAUAGCUGUUGUGUUUAAGAUUUUUUUUUUUUAAGAAUAUCAAUUGAAGAUAUUUAUGUUUAUUGACUGUACUAUAAUGCAGAUACGAUUGUGUUUCUAUGUAUAAUGAUCAACGACAGACACUAAAAUUGCCAUCUUUUGUCAUUAUGAUGUUAAUGAUUGUGGUCCAGGAUCUUAAUUUUUUCUUUCUUUUUUUUUCCAUUUGUGCAAUAUGCUGUGUGUAUGAUCAUGUUUCCUCCAAUCGUACCAUAUCUCAUUUAAAUAUAGAACUCAACGCCAGCCAAUCGGGUCAAUGACUGCCUCAGACCUCUAUUACAGAGCAUUUUUUAUUUGUUUGUUUGUAUGUUUGUCUAGUUUUUUUCAAGACGGAAAUAAAAUCAGCUGGAACUGAA
This is a messenger RNA of Oncorhynchus masou masou (cherry salmon), 3857 nucleotides long. It is a transcript of the gene sox4a, whose product is annotated as SRY-box transcription factor 4a. Gene Ontology annotation, molecular function: RNA polymerase II cis-regulatory region sequence-specific DNA binding; DNA-binding transcription activator activity, RNA polymerase II-specific. NCBI's taxonomy places the organism in Eukaryota, Metazoa, Chordata, Actinopteri, Salmoniformes, Salmonidae. The record is from RefSeq and is a predicted model, not a curated record. Gene Ontology annotation, biological process: cell differentiation; positive regulation of transcription by RNA polymerase II; anatomical structure morphogenesis. The transcript has a single exon. The coding region runs from base 499 to 1659 and encodes 386 amino acids.